CUGACAGCUGAGUGUCAAAGGUGAAAACAUAAACACAAAAUGGCUGACGGGAGGAAAGAAACUCAUAUAAAGUAGAGCGUGAAAUGAGUGUAGUAGACGAGUUUGUUCCGCGGAAAGUUUUCAGACGAAGAAAAUUGUAAUAAUGCUCUGUUGAAGGGGAUAGACAGUUAGUUGUGUUCGUGCGUUGCUGGUACAAUCUUGUUCAUCUUGUAGUUGUUAUCCAGAUAUCCAUGAAUAAUGAGCAAGUUUGCUGAUUACUUUGUUAUUUGCGGGCUGGAUUUUAAUUCUGGCUUAGAACCAGACAGACUCUCAGGUGAUAAUUUACAUUGCUCCCCAUUGGAGCGUCCAUACAAAACAAAAGCUCUUGCACAUUAUCCGGACAAUGUUCCAAGCAAUCCAUUUGAUGGAUCCGCUGUGUCUAUGCUUUGUCUGCCCAGUGGACUCAGGUUUCGAACGCAAAAACAUUCUGUUACUCAAGCACCGAAUUUUCAUUCGUUCGUGAUAACUCGAGAGGAUGGCAAAAGAUGUUACGGAUUCAGCCUCGUGUUCUACGAGGAGGUGCGCAAUCGGGACAUCUGCAGCGCCAUGCAGACUCUCCAAGCUAUGUAUGUUACUGAGCUAUCAAGUGGUUUGAAAGUGCGCCAAGUGCAACAGACGCAAUCACAAGGACCUCAGAGCCGCUCUUUGCCUAGACACUUCAAAAUCAGCACGCCUAACCCAUCCGGUGGUGUCUCGCUAACAUACUACGAUAUUUCCAAAGAUAAACUCUUUGUUUCGAAGAGCAUAGCCAUAAUAUGCCAAGUGCCGAACGUACAUGCAGCUAAAAUAUUUUUAGAAAAUUUGUAUAGGUGCGUGCCCCGUAAACAAUCGAGCAUAAAUACUCUCAGUUUGGAAAGUUACGUAUUUAAUCUGCUUUACGAAGUGCAACUUCCAUCUGCUGGAAAAAGUUUACUGGUACAUUUACCACCUAAUGAUCCUCAUUUACCAUUAGCGAAUGCAGUCAUACAAUGUCCAGCUGCGCCGCUGGAACUGCCGCACUUGGACUACUCCUUGCGACUUAUGUUCAUAUGGCUCGGAGUGGACAUCGUCGUGCAGUUAUUCACAUGCCUUCUAUUAGAAAACCAGGUGUUGCUAAGAAGCACGGACUGCCAAAGACUGAUGGUCGUAGCGGAGGGCAUAACUGCUCUCCUCUUUCCAUUCGCAUGGCCACAUGUUUAUGUGCCAAUUUUGCCUGCUAGUCUGCAUCAUUUUCUAGACGCGCCUGUACCUUUUGUGAUGGGUUUGCAUGCGUCUUCAGACAACACAAAAGUAGCCAGCGAGGCUAGCCUUUGCUACAUAGAUAUUGAUAAAUGCAAAGUACAAUUGCCCGAGGAGAUGGCAGCUUUUCCCCAUCUCGAAGCUUUCACCGCGGAAAUUUACUCGGCGCUAGAUAAGUACGGUAUUCAUGUACCGAACACAGAAACCACGCGGACUAGUCAAGAAAUUAUGUCGAGAUCGUGCACCUUGCCAAACAGGCCACAGAAUCGCCGCAAAUUAUCCAUUCAUGAUACACUCGACAGCGACAGACCUCCAUCUCCACCUGGAUCUGCACGGACAGAAGCCCUGCAGCGGAUCGCUGAUAUUGUCCGAAGGACUGGCGUUGCUUUAGAUAAAAAUGAAAUGACCCAACCGACCGAUUCGUACGUCGAGGAUCUGCGUUUCAACAAUUCUCUUAGAGAAAUAUUUCUGAAUCGUUUCGUUCAUAUCUUUCAAUCGUACGAGAAUUUUGUCAUACUGCCCAACCAGCACGAUAAAGAAGAUUGGUUUAACAAUCGAGAUUCGAUGCAGAAUUUCGAUAAAGCGUCUUUCUUAUCGGAUCAACCGGAGCAGCAUCGUCUGUUCCUGUGGCGUUUCCUCGAAUCCCAAAUGUUUGCCACGUUAAUAGACAAUAAGAUUCUGUCAACUUGGGGCGAGCUGGAUAAUAACUUGCUAAUUUUUGACUAUAGAAUCAAAUUGCUUAGGCAGAGAUACGGAGGCGAGAAUUUAAUGAGAAGCUUGUGCUAUGAGCCAUGCACUAGCGCGCACGACACUCAACGAAUGCUCGACAGGCGAUUAAACAAUCCCGAUUUUGAAAGUCCUCCAAUCAGAGAAAUCCUCAGCAACAGAAAUACAUUCUCCAAAAGUUUAUUUGCUUUUAGAUGUUUUCCUUUGCUGGAUAGAGAAAUUUUAAAUAAAACACCCGUUGUUAACAAGGGCAGCAUUCCAAGAGCUAGCGCAUUGAAAAAGGGUGCUUCAUUUUCUCGUCCCGGUUGUUUGAACAUCGAGAAAAGCGCGAAUAAAGAGAACAAUCAGGAGAUGACUCCGGCCUUGAUUGCUCAAGCAAAUUGGACCUUCGUCGAGAAACUUUUGAAAGAUUGUAAAGCCAAAACAAAGAGAAUGCUACUGGCGAAGCUUGGAGCAGAAGGUGUCACCUUAUCCAGCAACAAUAGCGUUGAUAAUUCAGGCGCCGUCGAAGAAAGUACUUUGGUCGCGUCGCUCUGCGACUUUCUCGAGAGAGUUUGGUCCCAUGGUAUGCAAAAGAAACGCGGUAAAUCGGCACUGUGGGCGCAUCUAUUGGCGUACCAAGAAGCUCAUAAGAGUACCAAUAAAUUAGAUUCCCAAUAUUAUAGCCAUGUUCGUUUAAUUCUAGCGGAAUUAUCCCGAUUGGCACUAAGAUUAGAGAAUUGGACUAGCCCCAAUACCGAGAAUAAAAGUAUGCGCACAGAUUUACCACCACUUCCGGAAUCUAUGUUAAUAGAUAUGGCUAAUAUUCAAGCUAUGUCGGACGUGAAAACUGGGAUAGGUAUGGCACGGGCAUGGGUUCGAUUGGCUUUGGAGAAGAAGCAACUUUCAAAAUAUUUCAGGAUGUUACUCUCUGAUCAUAGUUUACUGAGAGGACAAUACAAGAGAUCGGCAUUUCUGCGAUGCGAAGAAGAAAGGGAACAAUUCCUAUAUCAUUUGCUUUCAUUGAAUGCUGUAGAUUACUUUUGCUUUACUAGUACAUACCCCACAACUGUGAUACCCUAUCGAGUUGUUCUCGUGCCAACUAAAAAAGGGACCACAUCAUCAGCAAAUGUAUGGAUAGUUCUCUCUGGAACUUUGUCAGAGACUAAAAGGGUUGCCGUGCCGAGAGCAACACUAAAUUUCGAACACAGAAACCAAAACUUGGGCGUCCUUACGACAAUGAGAAUAGGUCAUGAUAAUACUGGAAUGUCCGCGAAAUGGAUGAUCGAUUAUGUUCUUGUUAGAAAUGAAAUCACUGGUCACACUUAUCAGUUCCCUUGUGGUCGUUGGUUGGGACGUGGAGUAGAUGAUGGUUCAACGGAGAGGCUUUUGGUUGGGACUUUAAUGCCCAGAACCGCUAACGAGGAACCAACUUUGACUAACACUGGUAGUAUGGGCCGUAAAACGCCGAGAUGUCAAUCCCCUGGCCCUCCUAGAAAUGAAAUGAAACCAUCGCAAAUACAACAUAUGUUAGGUGAUUGUGUAAACAAUAUUGUUAAAUGGCAUUACCGAAGAAAUUCAGAAAGGAACACAACUUUAACAGCACUUUUGUGCGGAGAUUCGGGGCUUGUCAAGUGCCUAGAAUUAGUAUUUCUCCUUGGUUUUAAGUCGGCUAGGCUCUUUGUCUUUAAUCAUUAUCUUUGGGAUUAUUUCGUACGCGUAAAGGAGCAUUUUGAGAUGGAACUGUUGGAAGAAGGCAAUGGACGCAGCGCUAGUUUAGAACGUAAUCAUCAAGAGACUGUAGCAGUUUGGAGAUGCUACUGCCAUUUAGUGGAAGAAAUCCAAUCUGCGAGCAAGGCUUUAGGAAAAGAUGGCAAAUUUCAACUCUUUAUCUGCUUGAGUGUUAGGGAACAUUUAUUGCAUCGAAUGUUGCUGCCAAUGGCUAUAUGUAAAGUUACGACAGAAAUGUACGAAGAUAACUCUUUUCUACGGAACAGAGGUCUGUUAACCUUUUUAAGACAAAUUUUGCUUCCCUUGGAUGACUUGGAUGUAGUAUUGGAGAAUUCUGUAACGCACGGUAUUUCAUCCCCUGCUAUACAUUAAUCUGUUCUAGUCCCUGUUCCUACUUUCAUUUCAUGCAUAAACGUAAUUUGUCUAAAAAAAAUAAUAAUAACUAAAUACGGGUCAAAAUUUUA
Molecule: messenger RNA, 4157 nt
Organism: Nicrophorus vespilloides
Lineage: Eukaryota; Metazoa; Arthropoda; Insecta; Coleoptera; Silphidae
Gene: pns
Product: DENN domain-containing protein 5B
Exons: 13
Coding region: 238-4065 (1275 amino acids)
Molecular function (GO): guanyl-nucleotide exchange factor activity; small GTPase binding
Source: RefSeq, a predicted model, not a curated record